AUAAACGCAUAUUCAUUUUUGCUAUGAUUAAACUGGACCUCAUAACGAUUAUUCUACUCUACAUUUAUUUAUCGUCGCUUGUUCAUACCGUAUGGUCGGAAAAUUCAGAAAAUGUCGGUUAUAAUCCGAUUGAAACACAGCGUGCUGAGUGCACAUUAAUUUCGGGAGAUGUUCGAGCCAGUGCUGAGGCGAGCGUUUCGCGAAAACUCGAAGGAUUCUGUGCGACAGAUCAUCUGAGCCGAGCAUUUGGAAAUUUGGAAUAUCGUUUGCUCAGUGAAAUAAAUCAUUUGCGUGCUUUAAUCAAUUUGCUAUUGCCACCGUUGUACCAGCAGCAAUAUUUUGCACAGCCACAACCUCAGCUAUAUCAACCAUUACCAUCUAUACACCCGCAAUCGAAUUUAUCAAAUGUGGUUAAAUCAACACAAGUUGCUGUACAACCCGAAAAGACCACUGAUGACCCAGAAACAAGUUCCCAAUUGGAUCAAAUUCAAAACGAAAGUCCAUUUGCCGUAUUGUCGAACGUGGACAAUUCAACAGAUGCCCCGAUUAAAAAGUCAACGACCAUAAACGAAACGACGGAACCAACAAAUUUUACCAACGAAAAACAUUUGGAAUUCAAACCGGUUCAGAAAAAAACAAACGAACGCAAAAAACCAUACCAAAAGAUCAAAACGGGACCGCGAGAGUUUGAAAUUAAUAAAUUGAAUAAUACCAUUCAAACGGGAGACGAUUUGCAUAUUUUCACAUAUUAUUGGAAAAUCGAAGAAUUUUCAGUGAAACUGAAAUCAAAUGUUACAACCAUAAGUAGUCCCAUAUUCUCAAUUUCAGGUCUUUUUUUACGUGUUACAGCUACAAUGAACUAUCUUGGAGACUUCUUACAUUUACAAUUGGAACAAGUUUCAGUGGAAAAGGGCACGGAUAAAUCGAAUAUCAUAUUGAAAACAGGUGAUAUAUUCACAAAAAUCGAAACGAAAGUGACAUUCAAACAUAAAAUUGCCAUUCUUAAUCAAGUGACUCCGACAAGUGACUUAAUAUCCAAUGAAUUUGCAAAUACAAACGAUGGAUUUCGAGUACCAAACAGCGCCAUAUUAUCCGGUCCAUAUUCAAAAGAUGACAAUUUAUUGAUAAAAAUUAUCAUAAAUCUUUGAGAAACCAAUUUUUUUUUGUUAAAACCCAAAAUGAUUAAAGAAAAACGCGUUUGGCA
This is a messenger RNA of Contarinia nasturtii (swede midge), 1204 nucleotides long. RefSeq lists its product as uncharacterized. The transcript is spliced from 5 exons. The coding region runs from base 24 to 1148 and encodes 374 amino acids. The record is from RefSeq and is a predicted model, not a curated record. Gene Ontology annotation, molecular function: protein binding. Lineage: Eukaryota; Metazoa; Arthropoda; Insecta; Diptera; Cecidomyiidae.